GCGAAAAAAUAGGGUCAAAGGCGGCUGGUCGCACUUUACUGACGCAACACUUUUGACAUUGGCAUGGAGUGCGGCUGUGACAGGAGGCUAACACGUUAGCUGGCUUUGUGUUUGUUCCAGUUAUGGCUCUUCUCCAUCUGUCAAAAUUCGUCGCAGGAGCGUCGUCACUAAAUCAGAGGGCUUUCAGUGUAUCAGCUGUUGCCGCCGCCAUUCAGAAAAUGACAAGAGUGCGUGUUGUGGACAACAGCACUCUUGGAAACACCCCGUAUCACCGUGCACCGAGGGUCAUUCAUGUCUACACCAAGAACGGCGUGGGAAAAGUCGGUGACAAAGUUUUGCUCGCCAUUAAAGGACAGAAGAAGAAGGCACUUAUUGUUGGACACAAGAUGCCCGGAGCACGCAUGACUCCACGUUUUGAUUCGAACAAUGUUGUUCUGAUCGAGGACAGUGGCAACCCUACAGGAACCAGAAUUAAGGUCCCCAUACCUACACAGCUGCGCAAGAUGGAGGGAGACUACUCCAAGCUGCUGGCAAUCGCUAGUUCAUUUGUUUAGCUGUAGUAUCUUUUGUCUAAUUUCACUUGUUAACCUUGAUCAUUUUGUUAUAUUCAUUCUCCUGUAUGAUUUUGUUGGUGUGCAAGCCUUACAUCCACACCUGUUGGGGGGAAAAAAAUAACACAUUUGUAUGAGCAUUUUGUCCUUUGUCUCAUCAGUGUCCUUGUCUGCUGCAGUUUAAAGCUGCUAAGAACAAAUACACAGGCAUUUAUUCCUUUUAAUAUUUUAUUGUGUAGUAGACUAAAAAUCUUUGUCAACAUGCAGCGCAUUUCCCACUGGGGUCUGUAUGCUUACAGUAAAUUUACUUUUUCAGUGAAUGCAAACCAAAUGACAUCUGGUGCAGAGCGAGCAGUCCAACAUGCGCCACUUCAUGUUGGCACGAAUAGUAUGUCAUGAAGCUGUGGGAUGUAACACAUUGAGCUAGCACACAUUUUAGGUAAAAUGUUUAUUUUGUCAAGGCACAACAUUAAUUCACAAUACCUAAGUAUGACUGGCACAUUCCUAACUGGAGCUCUAUAACAUCGAAUUGUGUUAUAAGGCUUUCAGUAUCAACUCGAUGGGAUUCACCUUGGUGAAAUGACAUCUUGACCACUAAUCUGAUGCAACUGCACAUUACACAUCACAAGCAGCUUCCAAAAAUUAAAUCACAUCCCAGUGCAAUAAUACGGUCUAUUAUGUCAAACUUAUCAGAGGUCAGAUAUUUGACUCCCACGUUCAACUGGGGGAGACAAGGCUAAAAUAAUUCCACUUCAACAUUAAAGGCAAACAAGACCUUUCCUACAAUGACUUUAGGUUAUUACCUAUACCGCCACCUAUAGUUGUAAAAAUUAAACAACAUGAGUGGUAAGGUCAUGUUAAAAAUAUGUUCAUAAAAU
Myripristis murdjan (pinecone soldierfish) is the source of this 1429-nucleotide messenger RNA. It is a transcript of the gene mrpl14, whose product is annotated as mitochondrial ribosomal protein L14. Gene Ontology annotation, biological process: translation. The transcript has 3 exons. The record is from RefSeq and is a predicted model, not a curated record. Bases 123 to 554 code for a protein of 143 amino acids. Gene Ontology annotation, cellular component: mitochondrion; ribosome. Lineage: Eukaryota; Metazoa; Chordata; Actinopteri; Holocentriformes; Holocentridae. Gene Ontology annotation, molecular function: structural constituent of ribosome.